Molecule: messenger RNA, 507 nt
Organism: Drosophila navojoa
Lineage: Eukaryota; Metazoa; Arthropoda; Insecta; Diptera; Drosophilidae
Source: RefSeq, a predicted model, not a curated record
CAGUUCGUCUGCCAGUCAGCGUCAAGAUGCUAGUUAGAACUAAACUGAUUAUUCUGCUCUAUUUGUGCCUCGCGCUGCACUCGCAGGCAACGCGGGCAAAUCCUGCGGAGGAGCGCGCAGCUAGAACGAAGAACGAUGUCUAUGAUUGGAUAUCGAGUCUAUUCGGGGACUACGACAGCGACGAGUCGGAAGAGUAUUUAAUUUGUCGCAAUUGCACGGUUAUUGUGGGCCAGGCGAACAACACGAGUGCUACCAAUCCGCCAGCAACAGCUGCACCUACUCCAAGUGCUCCAACUGCUGCCCCAACUGCUGCUCCUGCCGUAACUACACCAGCUGCGGUGGCUCCUCCUGCUGAUACAGCUGCUGCUGCUCCGCCUGCUCCAGGUGCACGUUAACUAACAUCGCUCGAGCGGUUUCAUUAAUUUAAGUUACGAUUUGCUUAAAGGGAUUUGGUUAUACGAAUAGAAUAUGUCCGAUAUUUCUUAGACUUGUUUAGUAUUUGAUGAA